This is a messenger RNA of Cyphellophora attinorum, 1236 nucleotides long. RefSeq lists its product as uncharacterized. The transcript has 3 exons. The record is from RefSeq and is a predicted model, not a curated record. Bases 1 to 1236 code for a protein of 411 amino acids. NCBI's taxonomy places the organism in Eukaryota, Fungi, Ascomycota, Eurotiomycetes, Chaetothyriales, Cyphellophoraceae.
AUGAGCGGGCACUAUCCAAGUCAUUAUCACCCACAGUCGCAGGGCGCCGGUCACCAGCCGCCGCCCCCUCGAUAUCAGAACGGCAAUGGUCACUACACGUAUCAGAACCUGCCGCCACCUCACAUGAUGAGUAUGGGGCAGCAACCAAUGGUCCACCAGAAUGUUGCCGCACCAAUGCCGCCUGCUCCUACGUAUAGCCACGAAUCACAGUAUCAUGGACCAGUAUACCCGAGCCCGCAUGGACCGCCAAUGCCACCAAAUCACAACGGGAAUGACCUAAGCCCGCAAUCUCUUCCUAAGCCGGACGACUUUGAGUACAGACUAGAACACGCCAGGGAGGCACCGCCUCCUAUGGCAAAGUUCUCCAAGAAUUACCACUUCGAGAUCAAGGUCAUCCAACAACCCGUUCGAGCACGGAUGUGUGGCUAUGGUGACAAAGACCGUCGGCCAAUAUCACCACCUCCAGUCGUUCAACUCAUCAUCUCCGCUCUUGAGAAUGGAGUACGGAGGCCGAUCGAUUAUUCAAAAAUAGAGAAUCUUCAUCGCUUCAUGUGCAGCGUUGAUCUCUACAAUGAGCAUGGUAACGAAAAUGUUGCUUUAGUCGUGGCUCAAACAGCGGGUUGCAUGGACAGAAUUUCCGCAUCCCAGGCAAUACCGCACCGACAUACCAUUGAUCCUCCAUCAAGGCAGGGCUCCCUGCCUCAACCCAACGGAUAUGGCGCGAACGCCAGCCACGGUUCGCCGCAGAGCUACGUACAGAGCCCUCAGAGUUACAGUCAAAGACAGGAUCCUCACAGUUGGGGAGUGCCUUUGCAAGGCCCAUCAGACUCGGCCCCUUCGCAGACAAAUCGCGCACUGCUCGGUGCGACCCAUGGAACAGCAAAUAGACUACGAGACAACAAUCAGCAACAAGGCAUCUUCUUCAUAUACCCGGACCUCAGCGUCCGAUCUGAGGGCGUUUUCCGGCUCAAGUUCAGAAUGUACGAUAUCAACCACUCGCAAGGUCUGUUCGAGCCAGUAUCAAGCGCGGAUAAGGAUGCGCCUUGCCUGGCCGCGGCUUUCAGCGAGCCUUUCACUGUGCACAGCGCGAAGAAAUUUCCUGGAGUGUGUGAGUCGACGGACCUCAGUAAGGCGUUCGCAACUCAAGGCAUCAAAAUUCCUAUCAGGAAAGAUGAUGGGGCUGGCAAACGGAAGCGCAAUGGGGAUGACUGGGAAGGCUCUGACGACGGGGAUUAG